CCAAGGGCCCAGCGCAUGGUGGAUGCCGAUUCUCCUGAGCCAGGGCCCAAGGCCCAACUGAACGCAGGCCCGCCGAAAUCCCAACCAGCUGAGCCCCAGUCUCUCUCUGCCUCCCUCCGCUCAGAGUCCUCACUCCCCCAACUCUCGCCAGGUGGCGGCGGCGUCGGCGGCGGCGGGCGGGGCAAGUCCACGCCGUCCGUGCACCGGGCGGACGCGCGGUCACUGCCGGAGCAGCUCCCGGACCGGGUAGCCCGACCGACCGGUCAAGCUGUUCUUAGGAUGAGGUCCUCCAAGAGUAAUGGGAGCGUGCAGAAGGCGGGAAAAGUUAACCAUGCCCAGGGAGAAGGGCCGAGCUGGGUUCUUGUCGCAGGAGGAGUCCUUCUGAGCACUCUUUCAGUCAGAUUUGGGUGCAAGCUGAAGCAAAUGUUUGAUACCAAGAAGCAAAAUAAUACCUCCAGAGCGAAAAGAAGACAUGGAUCUUGUGAACUGCACUCCAAUCUGUACCGGUUUGAUGAUGAAACCAAUUGCUACUGCUGUGUCUCAGAUGGUGGAGUGGAAAUCAAGCAAGGACCUGCAAGUUCUUUAUCAAAACCUGAUGAACCAUCCCUUCCUCUUGCAAAGAUACCAGGGCCAGAAUCAAGCAAAGAGAACAGUGGCGUCAUGUGGACGUCAUCACCUGACCGGCUUGAAGAUCCUCGCAGACCAUUGCAGUACUCAAACAGUUCUGGCUCUCCAUGUGUUUCAGAAUCAGGGUCUGACAUCUAUAUCAAGAGAGAGGUCAUACAGAAGUUGAGACAGCACCUCAGGAGACGUGAUGAGAUGAUCAUGGAGAUGCAAACACAGAUAGCAGAUCUUAAGAACUCUCUCAGCAUCGAGGAGACGCAGACCGCCAAUUUGCAGUCCCAGCUGGAUGGUGCCAACCGAGAUCUGUUCGAAUCCGAGAGGGAGAUCCAGCAGCUAAGGAAGAUCAUCGCAGAUCAUUGUGUGGCAGAAGCGCUUUCCCGCGACAAGCCUUUGCAAGCUGGAAACUGGCAACCAGAUGCCGCCAAUGGGCAUGCGAAUGGCUACGCUGAUAGCAGCAUUGAUGACCCUGAGCUGCACUGUAUCGGUGUCGAGAAGAGGAACGGCGAGGCAGAUAGGGUGGAGAUGCUCAAGAGAGAGGUCGGCGAGCUGAAGGAGGUGAUAGAAGGGAAGGACUUCCUACUCCAGAGCUACAAGGAGCAGAAGGUGGAGCUCUGCUCAAGGAUGAGAGAGCUGCAAGAGAGGCUCUCGGCGCAAGUGCCCAACAUCUUGUAGGAUCUACUCAACAACCCCUCUACAAGGCGCAGGCGGAUGUACUUGGUGUUGUCAAGGGAUUCACAGGAAAAUAUUUCGUCGCACAUGCUAGGGUCUUUGCAGAAUGUUUACAUUGAUUCGUUGUCGUUCCACUGAGUUUUCGUCCUCGGUUGCUCGGUGUCAAAAAAAAAGGGCUUAGGUUUUUUUCCCCAGUUGCUAGGGCUAAGGUAGCUUAGGAAACUGAACUUGGACGAGUGUUGUAUAGGUUUUUUUCGGUCUGCAGGCCGUGCCCCCCUCUUUUCGCUCAGCGUGGUUUAGGCCGGUGCGUGCGGCCUUGGAUUUGCGGAAAUGGCUUUGUGUUCCUGUGUGUUUGUGAUGCCUCGUGUUUGCAAAGGCAGUUGAGUUGAUUUCA
Molecule: messenger RNA, 1687 nt
Organism: Hordeum vulgare subsp. vulgare (domesticated barley)
Lineage: Eukaryota; Viridiplantae; Streptophyta; Magnoliopsida; Poales; Poaceae
Exons: 4
Coding region: 16-1296 (426 amino acids)
Source: RefSeq, a predicted model, not a curated record